Messenger RNA from Hipposideros armiger (great roundleaf bat), 819 nucleotides. RefSeq names its product zinc finger protein 705A-like. The record is from RefSeq and is a predicted model, not a curated record. Gene Ontology annotation, biological process: regulation of DNA-templated transcription. The coding region runs from base 1 to 819 and encodes 272 amino acids. The transcript is spliced from 5 exons. Gene Ontology annotation, molecular function: DNA-binding transcription factor activity, RNA polymerase II-specific; RNA polymerase II cis-regulatory region sequence-specific DNA binding. NCBI's taxonomy places the organism in Eukaryota, Metazoa, Chordata, Mammalia, Chiroptera, Hipposideridae.
AUGCUAGAAAGUAUCAAUCAUUUGGUCUUCCUAGGGUAUGAGAUCUGUAAAUCAGAUGUGAUUUUCCAGUCGGAGCAAGCAAAUGAACUGUGGGGUGAAGGAACUGGAUUUCUGCAAGACCACAGUCCAGGCAUGAGAGGUCACCUUAACAAACAAGAAAUGAUAUUACUGCAACAGAUCAGCAAGAAGGGCAUACCUCUCCCCAAGCCAACGCAGAAAUGUUGCCCUCCAAAGGAGCUUAUUGAACAUAUUGAUUUGGGCGAUGAAUUUACUCAUACAUCUGCACUGACUCAACAUUUGUUAACUCACAUGAGAAAGAAGCCUAAUAUGAGUCAACAGUGUGGAAAACCACUUAGUGCAGAUUCAUCCAUUAGUGGACAUAAUGAAAUGCACAUCAGACAUAAAUUAUGUGAAUGCCAUCUAUGUGGGAAAACGUUCAGCAAUUGCUUUAGCCUCAGACGACACAAGAUGGUUCACACUGGAGAGAAACCAUUUAAAUGUCAUCUAUGUGGGAAUGGCUUUCUGCAAAGCUCUGACCUUAGAAAUCACUAUCGAAUCCACACAGGAGAGAAGCCUUAUGAAUGUCAUCUGUGUGGUAAAGCUUUCAGUCAGAGUUCUGAACUUACACGGCAUAACAGAACACACGCUAGAGAGAAACCAUACAAAUGUCACCAGUGUGGAAACGCAUUCUGUCAAUAUGCUAACCUUAGACGACAUGAGAGAACCCACACUGGAGAGCAGCCAUAUACAUGUCAGCUAUGUGGGAAAGCCUUCAGUCAUUGUUCUUCUCUUAGACGACAUGAGGGAACCCAACACUAA